AUGUCGCAAUUCAUCCGCAAGUUACAGGGAGGCAAUCUCGAGGUUGUCAAGUUCGGAAUGUACGUCCUUUUCCCCAUCGGCUGGAUGUACUACUUCGGCACGAACCUCGACGACCGCUUCGCCACAAAGGGCUUCUGGCCCACUGCCGAACAGUCGCACAAGAUCCCGCUCGACAAGGAGGAAAUCGACCAAGAGCUGGCUCGUAUGCGCAUGGUCGAGAGCGUCAAGCGGGAGCGGAGACAGGCCGCGGAGGCUGCGGCGGAGGCUCAGGCUCAGGCGCAAGCACAGAUGCAGGCAUCAAAGAAUGAGCAAUGA
Messenger RNA from Penicillium soppii, 315 nucleotides. RefSeq lists its product as uncharacterized. Gene Ontology annotation, biological process: mitochondrial respiratory chain complex IV assembly. Gene Ontology annotation, cellular component: mitochondrion; mitochondrial inner membrane. The record is from RefSeq and is a predicted model, not a curated record. The transcript has 2 exons. The coding region runs from base 1 to 315 and encodes 104 amino acids. NCBI's taxonomy places the organism in Eukaryota, Fungi, Ascomycota, Eurotiomycetes, Eurotiales, Aspergillaceae.